Molecule: messenger RNA, 2772 nt
Organism: Oreochromis niloticus (Nile tilapia)
Lineage: Eukaryota; Metazoa; Chordata; Actinopteri; Cichliformes; Cichlidae
Exons: 3
Coding region: 145-1875 (576 amino acids)
Biological process (GO): regulation of transcription by RNA polymerase II
Molecular function (GO): DNA-binding transcription factor activity, RNA polymerase II-specific; RNA polymerase II cis-regulatory region sequence-specific DNA binding
Source: RefSeq, a predicted model, not a curated record
UUGUGGGCUCAUCUAAAGGACCAACGUGGAUCGAGAAGUCAGCGCUCUCAGGAGGCCGACAAUUUUGUUGACGAAAGAAGUGGAAGAAAAAAAUACAACCGUGACGAGUUUGGGAAGGAUUUUACUGUGAAAGCUUCCCUAAAAAUGCAUCAGGUCAUCGACACCGGAGAGAGACCGUUCAGCUGUGGAGACUGUGGAAAGUCUUUUACCAGGUCUAGAAGCUUAAAAACACACCAACUCCUCCACAGUGGAGAGAGACCGUUCAGCUGUGAUGAGUGUGGAAAGUCUUUUACCAGGUCUGGACACUUAAAAACACACCAACUAAUCCACACCGGAGAGAGACCGUUCAGCUGUGACGAGUGUGGAAAGUCUUUUACCAAGUCUGGACACUUAAAAACACACCAACUCAUCCACAGUGGAGAGAGACCGUUCAGCUGUGGAGACUGUGGAAAGUCUUUUACCAGGUCUAGAAGCUUAAAAACACACCAACUCCUCCACACUGGAGAGAGACCGUUCAGCUGUGAUGAGUGUGGAAAGUCUUUUACCGAGUCUGGAAGCUUAAAAACACACCAACUAAUCCACACCGGAGAGAGACCGUUCAGCUGUGACGAGUGUGGAAAGUCUUUUACCAAGUCUGGACACUUAAAAACACACCAACUCAUCCACAGUGGAGAGAGACCGUUCAGCUGUGGAGACUGUGGAAAGUCUUUUACCCACUCUGGAAACUUAAAAACACACCAACUCAUCCACAGUGGAGAGAGACCGUUCAGCUGUGGAGACUGUGGAAAGUCUUUUACCAGGUCUGGAAGCUUAAAAACACACCAACUAAUCCACACCGGAGAGAGACCGUUCAGCUGUGGAGACUGUGGAAAGUCUUUUACCAGGUCUGGAAGCUUAAAAACACACCAACUAAUCCACACUGGAGAGAGACCGUUCAGCUGUGAUGAGUGUGGAAAGUCUUUUAACGAGUCUGGAAGCUUAAAAACACACCAACUAAUCCACACCGGAGAGAGACCGUUCAGCUGUGACGAGUGUGGAAAGUCUUUUACCAAGUCUGGACACUUAAAAACACACCAACUCAUCCACAGUGGAGAGAGACCGUUCAGCUGUGGAGACUGUGGAAAGUCUUUUACCCACUCUGGACACUUAAAAACACACAAACUAAUCCACACUGGAGAGAGACCGUUCAGCUGUGGAGACUGUGGAAAGUCUUUUACCCACUCUGGACACUUAAAAACACACAAACUAAUCCACACUGGAGAGAGACCGUUCAGCUGUGGAGACUGUGGAAAGUUUUUUACCCUCUCUGGACACUUAAAAACACACCAAUUCAUCCACACUGGAGAGAGACCAUUCAGCUGUGAUGAGUGUGGAAAGUCUUUUACGCAGUCUGGAAACUUAAAAACACACCAACUCAUCCACACUGGAGAGAGACCGUUCAGCUGUGACGAGUGUGGAAAGUCAUUUACGCACAUUUCACACUUAAAAUCACAUCAACUCAUCCACAGUGGAGUUAAAGCGUACACCUGUGAUCAGUGUGGCAGAGCUUUUACUCACAGUAAGAGCUUACAGAGUCAUCUAGUUACCCACUCUGGAAUUAAGGCGUACAGCUGUGACAUUUGUGGAAAAACUUUCAGCCGGAUAGGGAGACGAAAUACACACCUACGCAUUCACACCAGACAUGAUGUGUACAGCUGUGAUCAGUGUGGUAAACAGUUUACCACAAACACAGAGUUACGACGUCACAUGUUUACCCACACUGAGGAACGACCUUAUAAAUGUGACCUGUGUGAGAAGACUUUUAAAUCUCCACGUUACCUGAAAGCACACCAACAGAUCCACACCAGAAAGACUCUACAAGUGCAGUUACUGUGAGAAGCAGAGCGACACAGAUGGAUCAAGUUCUCAACCCUGUCAUCGCUGUGGGAAAGACUUUUGUUGUGACCUUUGUGGAAAAACUUUAAGUCAUUGAAGGACUCUGAAAAUACAUCAACGUAGACACACUGGAGACAAAAUGAACUACUGUAAUGAAUGCGGGAGAGGCUUCACCACUUCAAAGGACUUCAAACAAUAUGAACUCCUUCACAGUGGCGUUAAAAAGCAUGUCUGCGAUCAGUGUGGGUCAUCCUUCAUCAGUGCACGUCAGCUUGAAAAGCAUAAACGAGUCCACACAUGAGAGAAACCAUACAAGUGCAGACACUGUGACAAAACCUUUUCACAAUCAUGUGAUCAUACUAAGCAUGAACGCAGACACAUGAAAGAGAACUUCAUCUGUGAAAGAGUUUGAGUAAUCUCAGUUCAUACUCCACUCACAAACGAUUCCAUGUUACAAAUAAACUGUUCCGUCUUGAUUCCCGCUUUUACGUUAAUCUUGUAAACAGUACAUUUGCAUAACGACUGAAACCGGCCCAAUGAAUGAACAAUGGGCUGUGAGGUCAAUUUCUUCAUCAUUAAUAUGCAAAUUCUUAUGAGCACUGAUCAACAACCACUGGUCAAUGGCCAUGAGUACCAUUCACAGAGUAAAAAUUUGCAUAAUGAUUAUGAAGUUUACUGUUACCAAUGUUCAAAAACAUUUACCAAAUUAUCCUCUCUGUGCAAACAUCAGCGUGAUGCAGGACUGAAAUCAUUGCCGUCUCUGGAUCACAGUGAAUCUGCAGAGACAGAAAGAUCCUCUUCUGGUUUCAGGGUCAGACUUAAACCCUUGAGAUCAGGCUCCACAGAGUUCAGGUGGAGUCUUCUGUAAAGAUCUGAUGAGGCAGCUAUGAAUGAAAA